GGGGGAGGGUUGUAGAUCGGAGAGAAAGAGCUGGGAGCAGACCCGGGGAUCAGUCGCUGUGCUGCAGGAUGGAGAGAGGCUCCAUCUAAACCGCCCGGAGCACGGAGAGUCCAGCUGAACCCGGACUAUCCAGCACUCCAAAUGUCCCCCAAACACGGGCAGAUGCAGAAAGAACGCUAGACAUGGGUAAACUUCACUCCAAGCAUGCCGCCGUUUGUAAACCCAGAGAGAGUCCUGAAGGUGACAGCUUUGUGGUGAAUGCCUGUCUCAGUCGGAAGGGGCUGGAGGAGUGGAUCGUCAAACAGAAGAACGUCCCUGGACAUCCGCAGGGCUUCCAGCGAGCCGGCUGCCGGCUCUCCACCACGGGGUCGACCGGUGAAUUUAGCAGAGAAGGAUACAGUGAAGAACUUUAUCCUUUAGAAGUUGCUCUGCCUCCAGAGAACACGGAUGGCUUCAUCGGUACAGCUGAGAAGAAGAUGGAAAAAGGAACUGGACAGAGUGGCAUGAAGAAACAAUUGAAAUUUGAAGAGUUGGAAUGUGAUGUGUCUGUAGAAGAAGACAACAGGCAGGAGUGGACAUUCACUCUGUAUGACUUCGAUAACAAUGGGAAAGUCACCCGUGAGGAUAUCACUAGUCUUCUGCACACUAUCUAUGAAGUAGUAGAUGCAUCUGUGAACCACUCUCCAAGUAGCAGUAAAACACUGCGGGUAAAGCUGACUGUGACACCUGAUGCAAACCAGAAGAAGAAAGGCAAUCAAACAUGCCAGGCCGAUGUUAGCAGUCCAUGGCAAAAGGCUGAUAAUAAAUGUGUGGAGGAGUCAAAGAAUACAGAGAAGAAAACUCGCACUCUUCUCAGACGUCACAAUAGUGAUCAGCAUCCUCAGCAGAAUAACUGCCAUCAACACUGUGUUGAUGAGAACACAGAAAGGAGAAACCACUAUCUUGACCUGGCAGGGAUAGAAAACUACACCUCAAAAUUUGGACCAGGUUCACCUCCUGUGGCUUCUAGAAAAGAAAAUCAUGUGAAGAUUUCUCAUCAAGCCAGAUCCCGUUCCCAUGAACCUGAAGUCAUGCACAGUCACCACAGGAGGUCUCAAACCAUAGAUCCGGGAUAUAGUCAUCUUAGCCAUUCUUCAUACAACAGGGUGAUUGAAUUGCAGCAAAGACUACGCAAUCAGGACAUUGGCAAGCACUUAAUUAAAUCUCCCAAAGCUCUGAGGAAAGAUAUGAUGGCUUCAGGAGCAGCUGGGAAGGUUGGAAAGAACAAGCCCUCGCAGAGUCCCUAUAUACCAAUGACCUCUACUCCUCUGGCAGCAGGCCCAAAUAUUCCAUGUCUACCCAUGCAACUCAGUCAACAGCAUCAACAGAGCCAUAAGAAACACAAGCAGAGGGUUAAGGAUAGCCACCAAUUGUAUAAAGCCUUCCAGCCCUCUUCAAGAGUGGUAGAACAGGAACAUGUGAGGGAUUUGCCUUCUCUUCUGCUGUAUGAAGGGCAUGUUGGUCGGAUUGUUCAGAGACAUGAACACCAUCACCACCAUGAACAUCAUCACCACUACCAUCAUUUCUACCAGACAUGAGCAGAGCACUACAGGGUAUUCAACAGGAACUUAAAACCACAGUAUCCAAUUUGAAGAGAGAUUUCUGACUGGAUUUUGUGACCACUGAUCUAUACAGUAUUGUUAAUGUUAAUUAUAAAAUGAGCAGUUCAUUACUUUGACAGUGAAAGCUAAUGACAUGAAGUGAAACUAAAAGACUAUUGAACAGCUGGCUACCUCUAGUUUUAAUUCAGAUUUUAUUUUCUUUAACCAAUUAAAUGAGUCACAGGGGGUUUUAUUGUUCUGAAUACUUGUAACCUUUUCAUUUUGUCCAGACUUUCUGUGAUUUAUUUUAUGUAUUAAGAUUCACAUUAACCACACUUGCCAACUCUUCAGUUAAUAUAAAACUGUACUGUUAAUUCUUCUUUGCGGACUCAAAUUUUUGUUUCAACCUUUUGAGAGGAAGCCUGAAGAAAGGGAGCUGAAGCACUGCUAGGUGUUCUGAGGCAUUGGCGCCAUUACUGAUGCAAAUUUUCUUAGUUUAUUUGGUUGCUUACAUUCAGUGAUUUCUGAAAUAUUAUUAAUUUGAAUGUUUUGCAGUUGAACUUGCAUUUGAGUUCUUUUGGAAUAUCCAAGACAGUGGCGUAUCUCCCAGAUUAACUUUAUUCUAACUGUAUAUUUGCAUUGAGUGUAUUGACUAACCAGUACUGUGGAUAUAAUUUCCAAACUUCCUCUACCAGUAAGUUUACGUUAUUACCAUCAAAUAUUGGGUGAUAUCACUUGUAUGUGUUUGACAUGGUGCAAAGUGCAAAGUAUAAGAAGUGCGUACGUAUACAAGUAAAUCCUAAUAUUGUUCUCAAUUCUGUCAAGCUGGUGCCAUCAACUGGAGAAACUCUAGGUAACCAUGGUGGUAGACCCUGUAUGAUGUGACUAAGUAACACAGAAGGUUGGACACCCUUUACACAUUUCAGAGAAGUUGGCAAGUAUAUAAUCUAUCUCAGGUGCAUUUUCUCUUAAAACUGUGGUUUGAAUAAUUUUUUUUGGAAAUACGUCUGUUCUGUUGAUGGUAGACUUCUUUGAGAAAGAUGGGACAUAAUAUAGUGUAUCCAUUACUCUUUUUGAAGUUGUCUCUGAAAGUUAUUGAAAUAGCAUUGGAGUUAAUCAGGGGAAGAUAUCUUACCCACAGCGGUGACAUGCUGGAUUCUGUCAGGAGUUGGAUGUGAUGAGUCUAUUGCACAAAUGGAAGGAGGUCUGGAGUGAAAGAGAUAUCCUGCUUAUUCUAUGGUUGGCAUUUUGAGCUCUAUUACAAAGGAAUUCUAAAACACUACAUGCUGCUGCUAAUGUUCAAGUGUUCAGCCCUAUUCACUCAGCAAUAAAUAUAUCACUGCAAAUGAUCAUUUGAACUCUAGGAAUAAGACAUUAAUAAACUUUGGUUGUUACCAGGUGGGAAAUGUGAGGAAAAAAAAAUCUGAUUUGACCUUUUUUCUCAGUGAAAGUUCUGCUGAUCUUGCUCACGGUUUUGCAUUUAAAAUUGUCAUGUAUCUAACUGUAAUGAGAAGCAAAUUGUAAAAUCUAUUGCAUUAAUUAGUAUGAUCAAAGCUCUUUGCUUUUAAGUCAUGUAGUAAACUUUCACUGCUGGAAGGUCAUGAUAUAUUUCUGUUUAUCAGGAGGGCUGGCUUUGUUGCUGUCUGUUCAGACAAAUGUUUCAAAGUUAUCAAGAGAUACAUUGCUGUGUGAAUUGGACUUUAUCUCCCAUUUGUGAAAACAUAUGGGCACGAAAGGACAAUGCCUUGGACAGUUGUAUCAUUGCUCAUGGACCAUAGAAGAAAAUGUUUAAGAUUGUACUGUUUUAUAUACAACAUCAAUCUUGAAGAAAACAUUAUAAGUGCAUUUUCAGGAUUCUUUUCAGAUUUAUGAAGAAAUUAGAGGCCACAAACAUGUUUCAUUUAUUUGGGCUUAGACAGAGUUGAACCUUGUUAGGUAUGUUAAGAAUGCUGCUUGUUUAGCAGUCUUUCCCUUCUAAAUAUACUUUGUAUUUAUGGAAUAUAUAUUGGACUGAAAAUCACACGUCUGCUGCGCAUAUUGGCUUUUUGUGUCCUAGUGUUUUAAUUAUUAGUAAUCCUGUGUUAUCAAAGUUUAAUGCAAUCAUGACUCCAUCAUUAAUAUAUCUUACACGUUUGUGUACAUUCCCAAUGUAUAAUGUUUUCUGACAGCCAUGUAUAAGAACAGUAUUUAAAUUUAAAUCUGUAUUGAGUACAUAUUGUACCAUUCAGUUGUAAAUCUACUUGUGUAACACAGUUCAUAAUGUUCCCUUCUGAAAGCACGUUUUUUUGCAGUAUCCUUAAUUGAAUAUAUCUUCCAGUAUUUUGUAUAGUAUAUAUAGAUGGUUUUGACUAAAUGCUUUAUUUAUUUAAUAGUAAAACUGUGCCAACAGAAACCCCUUUUCA
Molecule: messenger RNA, 3982 nt
Organism: Pristis pectinata (smalltooth sawfish)
Lineage: Eukaryota; Metazoa; Chordata; Chondrichthyes; Rhinopristiformes; Pristidae
Gene: nkd1
Product: NKD inhibitor of WNT signaling pathway 1
Exons: 10
Coding region: 183-1577 (464 amino acids)
Biological process (GO): negative regulation of Wnt signaling pathway
Cellular component (GO): cytoplasm
Molecular function (GO): calcium ion binding
Source: RefSeq, a predicted model, not a curated record